Messenger RNA from Tetrapisispora phaffii CBS 4417, 705 nucleotides. RefSeq names its product PP1-complex regulatory subunit GLC8 (gene GLC8). Gene Ontology annotation, molecular function: protein phosphatase inhibitor activity. Gene Ontology annotation, biological process: regulation of signal transduction. The transcript has a single exon. The record is from RefSeq and is a predicted model, not a curated record. Bases 1 to 705 code for a protein of 234 amino acids. NCBI's taxonomy places the organism in Eukaryota, Fungi, Ascomycota, Saccharomycetes, Saccharomycetales, Saccharomycetaceae.
AUGGUUGGUAUACUGAAGAACCCGUUGUCAAAGGAUGAUAUUCCCGCUGUUGAUGAAUCGGAGAAUGUGGCUGAGUUCAGGAAACAGGUGUUCAUGAACACGCAGUUGAAUGCGAAACUGACAAAGGGUCAGGCAUCGGAGAUUUAUAACGAGCUUGCUGCUAAGGAGAAAAGUUUGAGAGAGGGCGAUCCCAAAUCGGGCCAUGGAUUUGUGCCAAGGGAUUCUGUUUCUUUGAAACAUGAGCACGAUGUUCCUACUCUGGAAGAAGAAAUAAAUAGCAGCGAGGACGGGGGCAACAAUCUCCAGUGGAACAAGAACAAUCUUGCGGAAAAUGAGAUCAAAAAACUGCAAUACGCUAACAUUCACGUGGAUGAGCCCAAGACACCAUACCAAGGAGCUGUUGACCCGAGUGGGGAGUACUACACACCUGACGAUGAAGACGAGCCUCAAGGCACCGGCGACGGUGCCGGCGCCAGCAACGUGAGAUCGUUGAGCGACCUGGACGGGUUUACACUUGGUGAGCCGGAGUACAAGAUGGAGCCGGUCAAUGACGAUGGCAGGAUAGAGAUGGACCCUGACGAGGUACAGGAGGCGGACGAAGAGGCUGCCGAAGAAGCCAAGCACAGGCGCUUUGAAGAGAUGAGGAAAAAACAUUACAAUGUGAAGGAAGUGUUCAAGAACAGACACCCUGCAGAUGACGAGUGA